UCCUUUACCGUAGUAGGAUUCAUAAUUUGUCCACUUGUCCAAAGCGAGUGUCCUCUUAUGGAAGUGCAGUAACACGAGACAAUGAGGCUCCGCAUAUUAUCUUAUGACUGGGAUUGUUCAGAGAGCGACAGGCCAGCGCGUUUCACCGGACCGCACGGAAAACACGACUAACAGCCACAGUAAAUGUCAGUAUGAGAUGUCGUCCCUCAGUGCUAGCUUCGUUCAGAUCCGCUUCGAUGACAUCCGCUUUUAUGAGAACUGCGGUGGUGGGAGUUUUGGGAGCGUGUAUCGGGCACACUGGAUCUCACAGGACAAAGAAGUGGCUGUUAAAAAACUGCUGAAAAUUGAUGAUGAGGCUGAGAUUCUGAGUGUCCUGAGCCACAAAAAUAUUAUUCAGUUCUACGGAGCCAUUCUGGAAGCACCCAACUAUGGCAUUGUCACAGAAUAUGCCAGCAGAGGAUCAUUGUAUGAAUAUUUGUCCAGUGCUGACAGUGAGGAGAUGGAUAUGGAUCAAGUAAUGACCUGGGCGAUGGAAAUUGCUAAAGGAAUGCAUUAUUUACAUGCCGAGGCCCCAGUGAAAGUCAUUCAUAGAGACCUGAAGUCAAGAAAUGUUGUGUUAACAGCAGACAAUGUAUUAAAGAUCUGUGAUUUUGGAGCAUCUAAGUUGGUCUCUCACACAACACACAUGUCUUUGGUGGGCACGUUCCCUUGGAUGGCCCCUGAAGUGAUCCAGAGUUUACCCGUCUCAGAAACAUGUGACACUUACUCAUACGGCGUGGUAUUGUGGGAGAUGCUGACCAGAGAAGUGCCAUUUAAAGGUUUUGAGGGUUUGCAGGUGGCCUGGUUGGUGGUGGAAAAACAUGAGAGGCCGACAAUUCCCAGCAGCUGCCCCGCCAGCUUUGCAGACCUGAUGAGAUGUUGCUGGACUGCAGAGCCCAAGGAAAGGCCACAGUUCAAACAGAUCCUGAGCACCCUAGAGACCAUGAAAAAUGACAGCAAACUGCCAGACCAGUGCAACUCCUUCUUACAUAACAAAGCAGAGUGGAGGUGUGAGAUAGAGGAGACACUGGAACGCUUGAAGCAGCUGGAGAGGGAGUUGAGCUGUAAGGAGCAAGAGCUGGCGGAAAGAGAAAGAAGAUUGACAGAGUGGGAAAACAGACUCAUGGAAAGAUCCCGAUCCUGCACCCCUCUGUUUUCACAUAUUUCCCCCCUGGCGGCCACUCUCAGUGCCGAGUCCUUCUAUGAGGCUCACAUGGAGGAGAGCAAUAGCUCGGAGGUCAGCUGUCAGAUUUCAUCAACCUGCAAUAACGGGGAUCUGGGCCAGGCCAGCCUACAGACGCUCAUGCUGGGAUUUGGGGGUGUGUUUGACCUGGAUAUGAACAUUCCCAGCGGUAACCUCGUCCGCCAUUCAGGGAUGCAGUUGAACAUGCAAGCAAAGAAGAAUUCCUCCAAGUCCUGCAGUGUCCGUGAAGGACGUAAACUGAACAUGGCCAUCACCAUGGACGACUUUGGCUGGUCUGAUGACGACAGCGAUUAGUGGAGUGCAGCACAGUACGACAGGGUGGGGUUAGAUGGGGUCACAGCCGGUCUAAGGUCAAAUAUCGAGAGUCGGAGCUAGUCAAAUCAAUUUCCAACAGUUAUAAUUAGAAGUUUAAACUGUAAAGAUUGAUCUGAAUAUUUUAAAAGAUUGUUGCACCCAUGUGUGGUAUGUUUCAGUGCAAAAAAAAAAAAAAUGCGUUAUUUGAUCCAGAGCAGAAUAUUACACUGCCCUGUUAGCAGUAGGGCUGUUUUCUGAAUUUACCGGCUAACCAGUACAAAUACUCUUUGAUAAAUAUCAGGCACGAUGAACGAUACUGCAUUGUAAUUGGGAAGAUACAGGGUACUGCAUAAAUGCCCAUAAAUGGCAGGAUUUACCAUCGGUAGGAGGGAUUUACGUCUGCCUCCUCUGAGUGAAACACCAGAUCAUGCUGAGAUUUCCCCUGUGAGAAAUCACAUUUACAAUAUUUAUAAAGUGUGAGAUUUAAUGGGAUUUCUGAAGUUGUGUUUUUGUAAAGCCCUGAAGUUUUUAUAAAAUAAAGAAAAUACUGAACAACUUGUG
Messenger RNA from Ctenopharyngodon idella (grass carp), 2098 nucleotides. RefSeq names its product mitogen-activated protein kinase kinase kinase 20. Gene Ontology annotation, molecular function: protein kinase activity; ATP binding. Bases 104 to 1537 code for a protein of 477 amino acids. Lineage: Eukaryota; Metazoa; Chordata; Actinopteri; Cypriniformes; Xenocyprididae. The transcript is spliced from 12 exons. Gene Ontology annotation, biological process: protein phosphorylation. Gene Ontology annotation, cellular component: cytoplasm. The record is from RefSeq and is a predicted model, not a curated record.